AAACCCAUUCUUACGUAAGAGAUUAUGCCCGAGGUUUAGAGUGAAAGAUGACAGUCUUCAUCAGAAAAGGUUAUAUAACCCUUUUCCAAUGUUAUUUCUCUAAAAUAUAGACAGAUCAUUAUGAGAAAAUGUGGAUUUAGGCUACACAAGAAGGCGUACUUUUAGGCCUUUUCGCACUCCACCCGGAUUGCUUUAGGACCCUGCAGCUAGCUUUAUGUUGACACGAGGACGUAGGAUGGACGUAUGAGGAAGUACAAUGUCUUAUUUGUUUUGAGGCGAGAGAGAUGACAACCAGGGGAUCUGGAUCUCCUGCAUGUUGUGUUUAAUACUUUGAAUACUGUAACGUUUUCGUCAUACAAGACCUCAAGUAUUUCAUCUUUUUUUUUAUUCCUCUGUGCUUUUGCUUCAAAUCACCGGCUGCAGAUUAAGUAGAGAAAGUUGCUUGGAAUUGGUAAAACUGAACAGCAUGUUUGGGUUGUCCGUCUUUAUCAGUUUAAUGACUGAGUCAGUCUACGUAAAUGAUCGAUACACCCUCAUUUGCAGAUGUCCGAUCAGGAGUCUAGAACAUUAGAUUAUUGAAUGUAUAAGUGUCGGUUGAUUUACAUGUUAAAAGUGUUGCUACAUUCAGCUUGUUACACUGUAACUUCCACUGUUCCCCAAGAACAGCAUCGCGUGAUAGCUUGGGGCUUUACAACCCGUCAUUUCCGAUAGCAACGUUCUCAAUCGACGCUGGGAUGUGUUUUGUGGUCGGAGAAAAAAACGAAACACCAGAUUGCAGCUAACAAUUCUUAGGGGACAGACAACCUCGUCCCAAACUGUCAAGAUAUCCAAGGUGUCAGUAGAGGCAUUGGCACACGAAUUGGGAGCUAUUCAUGUUCUGUCGUCAACUGUAGCUUGUUCGACACAUAAAAGAUGGAAGAUGAGGUCACGGAACAGAUCAUGUAUGUUCUCAAUCAACUGGUGUUGUGGGUCGCCGCUGGGGCAAUGGUGUUCGGUGGAGUCGUCCCAUACAUCCCACAAUAUCGAGAUAUACGAAGGACACAGAAUGCUGAAGGAUUCUCUACCUAUGUAUGCUUGGUCUUGCUUGUGGCCAAUAUUUUGCGCAUACUCUUUAGGUUUGGACGGUACUUUGAAGCACCGCUACUGUGGCAGAGUAUCAUCAUGAUCGCGACCAUGCUGAUCAUGCUCAACCUGUGCACCAACGUCCGCAUGGCCACUGAACUCAACACCAAGCGGCGGUCCUUUACAGCAACUGAUAUUAAGGAAGAGGAGAUCAAAGUUCCCAAGAAGCUCUUUCUGGACUUUGACUGGAGCCACUUUUGGUCGUGGAGCCGGUUCGUGGACUACCUGCAGUGUGUGCUGGCCUUCACCCUGCUGGCGGCCUACGUCACCUACCUCCUCCUGGACUCCUCGGUGUUUGUGGAGACGCUGGGCUUCCUGGCCGUGUUCACGGAGGCCAUGCUGGGCACGCCGCAGCUCUACUGCAACUACCAGAACAAGUCUACCCAGGGGAUGAGUAUUAAGAUGGUGCUGAUGUGGACCAGCGGAGACACCUUUAAGACGGUCUACUUCCUGCUCACCCAGGCUCCUGUGCAGUUCUGGACCUGUGGCCUGCUGCAGGUGGCCGUGGACGUAGCCAUCCUGUUCCAGGUCUACUACUACAGCCGCUACCCCCAGAAACCUGCCUCCCACGCCGUGUCCCACACCACCAGCGCCAAGGCUCUCUGAGGAGUCUGUGCACACAACCGUCACUCACACACACACACACAACCACACACAACCAUCACUCACACACACACACAACCACACACAACCAUCACUCACACUCACACUCACACAAACACACGCAGUCAACAUCACCUAUGCCAGGUUGUCCACACACAUUCUCAAUCUGAACUUCAUCUGGCAUGAGUACACACAGGUGUUUGUGUUCCGUUACCUAAAGAAACAAUGACUUGUUACAUGUUAUUUCAAAUGGGACUUUGGGGUGUUAUUUAUUAGUCUGUUUACCGUAUGCUUGUGUAUUCUAGUCUCCCGAUUGGUAUAUAAAUAUAAAUAUAUCCAUGUACCUGUGCAUGUACACAAACGUAUGCACAUAUACGCUAAAUGCAGAGCCAUCAAAUGUGUAGGAAACACAUUCCAGGAAAUGUGCAACAAUCGUUGCAUGACAAACCUAUGCCUUAAGACAUUCAAAAGGAGUCUGUCGUCUCACCAGUGAUCAAAAUGUAUCAAAGUCUCAAAGCAACAAAACACUGAAUGUACGAAAUGACAAUGUUAUUUUUGCAUUUAGAUGAGCGUUUGAUUUCAAUUGUAUUUAAGAGACACUGGUCAGUCCUCCGCUGGUCUGGCAGACUGCUACACACUGCUCGGACUCCUCCUGAGGCGAUCUGUCUGGACCCAAAAACGUUUUAGCAAUCUGAUACUGGCUGCCAGAGGACAGGACUCUGGGUGCUCUGCCAGAGGACAGGACUCUGGGUGCUCUGCCAGAGGACAGGACUCUGGGUGCUCUGCCAGAGGACAGGACUCUGGGUGCUCUGCCAGAGGACAGGACUCUGGGUGCUCUGCCAGAGGGCAGGACUCUGGGUGCUCUGCCAGAGGACAGGACUCUGGGUGCUCUGCCAGAGGACAGGACUCUGGGUGCUCUGCCAGAGGACAGGACUCUGGGUGCUCUGCCAGAGGACCCGUCAGCAGGGGCUGGGAGGGAACAGUAGAGACUGGCUUGGGGGUGUCAGUCUCUGAGCAAAGGAUCAAUGGCCCUAACUCAGAGAGGACAAGGGCAAUUGUCUGGGCCAGUGUGCUGGGAAAUGGCCGAGAGACUGUUGACUGGGGGACAGGUUUAUGACUGGAUGCAGUAGAUCUCUUUAAGGUGCUCUUAGGGAAGGGGCAGACCUAUGUUACUGUUCAGGGGGGUUGGCAGCCAUGUUCUCCAACCAUUAUAAUGACAAGUUAGGCAUUUUUCUUUCUUUUUUGUCAGUGUUUCAUAAUGUAUAAGGGCCACAGUAACCCCUUCAGGAGUGUGCGUUAUCUGUGGCAAUCACUAGUCAGAUGUUCCCUCUUGCCAGUUGUAAACAAUCUCUCUUUUUAAUUUUAUACAAAUAUUUAUUCCUCAGCUUUAGAAUGUUGUAGGUCUGCUGUUGGUUGCCAAGGAAGACUACCGAGUGAUGAGUCCAUAUUCUAUGAUAUGACGAACGGUCAUGUCUAGACUCUACCUCGAGUUAUCACGAACAUGCGACCAUGUGAGUAGGUUCUGGUAGGUCACUGUUGAAGCCUACCAAGAUGACACCAGCUAGUGCUGUUAUCAGCUGCUGUGGUUGCUCUGGUGGUAAUGUUAUACAUCUGGAUGGAGCAAUUCUAUCAAGUUUUAUUUUUAUAAUCUUGAAAAAGCCUGUAUAAUAACAUUUUACACACCUGCUACUGUAUAUAUCAGACAAUUUGUAUCAUUAUGAUGAUGGUGAGGAUAAAGAUGAGGCAUGUUGUCAAAUGAAGACUGUGGUUUUAACAGUAUGAAGGUGCACAAUGUCCCUAGUGUUAAUCAGGGCCAGAAUGAUGACAGCCAACUUGCAGUUAACCAUUCCAUUUCAGAUUUCUGAUGUUGUAUUCCUUUUUAUUUUUAUUUUGUUAUAUUUAAAGUUGAAUCAGCCAAAUUAUUCCAAUGUUCUGUAAACCCUGGUGAAAAGCCCAUUUCCUUUCUUAUCCCAAUGUAUAUGGCACACUGUGACACGUCUUUCUAAUUAAUGCACCAAAAUGAUUCCUUUCCACGUUAUCACAAAAAAAAACAUUUUAUGUUCGACUUGAUAUAUAUUUUUCUCACUUGUAUUGUUUUUCACGUAUAAUUCUUUUUGUAGAAUGAUGCCAGUUCCGUUUUUAGAUGUCAAACAUUAUUUUGUCAAACACUUUUUUUAACACAAGGUGUCAAACUGAACAGGAUAAAGAAUCCGUACAGCCAAUGAGAGCUUUUGUGGCAUUGUCUCAAUAAAG
Molecule: messenger RNA, 3978 nt
Organism: Hypomesus transpacificus
Lineage: Eukaryota; Metazoa; Chordata; Actinopteri; Osmeriformes; Osmeridae
Product: solute carrier family 66 member 2
Exons: 5
Coding region: 913-1728 (271 amino acids)
Biological process (GO): retrograde transport, endosome to Golgi; phospholipid translocation
Cellular component (GO): trans-Golgi network; endosome
Source: RefSeq, a predicted model, not a curated record